Pleuronectes platessa (European plaice) is the source of this 6325-nucleotide messenger RNA. RefSeq lists its product as uncharacterized. Gene Ontology annotation, biological process: lipid transport; lipoprotein metabolic process. The record is from RefSeq and is a predicted model, not a curated record. Gene Ontology annotation, cellular component: membrane; extracellular region. The transcript has 52 exons. The coding region runs from base 272 to 5410 and encodes 1712 amino acids. Gene Ontology annotation, molecular function: lipid binding. NCBI's taxonomy places the organism in Eukaryota, Metazoa, Chordata, Actinopteri, Pleuronectiformes, Pleuronectidae.
CCACAGGAACCAGGAAGGAGACAAAGCUGCCAGCUCCUGCAUCCUCUCAGACUGAAGACACCCAGCAGGAGAGCAGCCGAGAGGUGUGAGUACUCUGAUUUCCUGGGUUCUCGCGCGGCUCUUGAACGCCCCCGGUGUGCAGAUGUUGUGGGUGUGGAGAAGUUGUUGAACCUCCUGGGAAUGUGAUGUCAGUGAAGCAGCCGCCGCUUCACGCCGCUUGACCUCGAAUCCAUUAAGAAAAAGUUCCUGUCGGUGCUGUUUCCACAGGACGAUGGAGCCGUGCAUGCUGAGGCCAGAGGUCAAGAAGAAACCUAAGCUGCCUAAACCUCCACCGAAGCCCAGUGAGAUUAAGAGAAGUGACCCAGAGAACCCGACUCCUGUGGUUCCUCCUCGACCUUCAGCCGCUGAACUUUCUCAGACACAAUUCAGAACACACAGAACAGCAGCAAUAAACAAUGAGGAUGAUGGGAGAAGAGACAGAAAAGAGAAGUCGUCUGAAUCUCCUGUGGCUGCACCUCGACGCAGAGAAAAGGAACUGGACACAACAAGCGGCAGCCAGCGCAGGAGGACACACAUUGAGGACGCGCAGAGAGACACUAACAAACCAGCAGCUGCUAAAGAUGAAGCAGAUUUCAAACAGAACAACCCUCCGGUCCUGACGGGAAUGUUCCAACGGAGCCAGAAAGAGAAAUCCUCCAAUUUCACUAGUUAUCUGGACGACUGUGACAAGGAGGAAACAAGCGUUGACGUCACGGCCAAACAGGCUCCCGGCAGCAAACCGGGCGUUCUGAAGGGAGUAAUGAAAGGUUUGCAAUUCAAGUCGUCACCUAAGGUCAGCAGAGAUCAGAGUCCAGGUCCCGGCUCAGAGGACGGAGACGCAGAAAAAGAACAAACUUCAGAAAAAGAGAAACACAAGCCGGAGAAAAACACAGAAUCCAAACAGGACAAAGGAAGUCUGCUCACUGGGAUGUUCCGCAAAACACCCAAAGAGAAGUUAUAUCCUUCCCUGUCGCAGGUCAGUAAAACAGAGAGUGAUUGUGAAGAGGGGGAGGAGAAGUCAUCUGAGCAGCCUCAGGAGAAGGGAGGCCUCUUCUCUGGAAUCUUUAAAAAACCAGACAAACCAGCAGAUGAGACUCCUGCUCAGGAGAAUCUGAGCGCUCACAGUGAUCUGUCAGCGAGCAGCGACAGUUUGUCUGAGAACCACAAGGAAAAAGGAGGAAUCUUCAGCGGGAUGUUCAAGAAAAGUCAGAAACGAGCAGAAGAAGCUCAGACCGACGAGGAUCAACGUGACGAGGAGUCGGGCAGCAGCGAUGAUCUGUCUGAAGCCUCCAAGCAGGACAAAGGAGGGUUUUUCAGCGGGAUUCUCCGGAAGCCUCACAAGGUUCCUGCCGAGGGAACAUCUGGGCAGGAGAAUCUGUCGGAACAGAAACAUCUGUCAGCGAGCAGCGACAGCCUGUCGGAGGCGUCCGGCACAAAGGAGAAGGGGGGUGCGUUCAGUGGAUUAUUCAAGAAGCCGCUGAAACCUGCAGACGCUCCCACAGAGAAAGAGAAGGACUCGCUGCAGCCUGAGCUCACCGGCAGCAGCGAGAGUCUGUCUGAGAGCAGCAGCACUAAAGAGAAAGGAAACGUUUUCAGUGGAAUGUUCAAGAAAUCUCCCAAAUUGUCCGAAGGGCCUCGACUGAAGGAGGCCGCGGAGCCGCUGCACGGUGAACUCUCCGCCAGCAGCGACAGCCUGUCGGACAACAAGGAGAAAGGUGGUUUGUUCAGUGGACUCCUCAGGAAAACUCCCAAAGCAACCGGAGAGGAGAAUCUGUCGGCACAGAAACAUCUGUCAGCGAGCAGCGACAGCCUGUCGGAGGCGCCCGGCACAAAGGAGAAGGGGGGUGCGUUCGGGGGAAUAUUCAAGAAGUCGUCCAAACCUGCAGAUGGAGCGUCUGCAGAGAAACAGGACACUGAGGCGACCGGCAGCAGUGAAGCUCCGUCUGAGAACAACACCAAGGAAAAAGUUGGAAUAUUUGGUGGAAUAUUCAAAAAGCCGACCAAAGCUGCAGAAGCUGCUCAGUCUGAGGAGGACCGACCUCCUGAGCUCUCAGGCAGCAGUGAGAGUCUCUCUGAGAACAAGCAGGAGAAAGGUUCCGGUCUGUUCGGCCAUCUCCUCAAGAAGACUCCCAAAGCCUCGGGAGAGAAGUCCGAGUCUCCGGAAAGAGAAGAGAGCGAGAUGUCGAGCAGCAGCGAGGACCUGACGGAGAAGAGCUCCACCAAGGAGAAAAAUAUUUUCAGCAACAUGUUUAAGAAGCAGCAGAAACCAGCAGAGGGCGCUGCAGCAGAGAAGGAGCAGGAAGGAAAAGGUGGAGAAGAGUUUUCUGGAAGCUGUGAGAAUCUGACGGACACGAGCGUCCAGAAGGAGAAGAAAGGAGGCCUCGGUGGAAUAUUCAAAAGAUCCUCGAGCAUCGACAACCUGUUCGAUGAGGAGAAAGGUGGACUUUUCAGCGGCCUCCUCAAGAAAACACCCAAAGCGCCAGGAGAGGAAGCGGAGGACAGAGACGAGAGGAAGGAGCUGACAGCGAGUAACGACAGUUUGUCCGAGAACACGAACACAAAGGAGAAAAGUAUUUUCAGUGGGAUGUUUAAGAAAACUCCAAAAGCAGCAGAGGGAGCCGCAGACGAGGACUCAAACUCCGGUGAAGAUAAGAAUUUAUCAGCCAGCACUGAAAACCUCUUAGAAGCAAACAAAGCGAAGGAGAAAAGUGGAGGACUUGCAGGGAUCUUCAAAAAAUCCCCCAAACCGGCUCAUCGCUCUGUGGCCGUGAAGGAUCCGCUCAGGGACUCAAAGGGCCUGUCCUCCAGCAGGGACUCUCUCACAGAUGCUGGCGAGGAGGAUCAGCGUGAGACGUCUGCCAGCACCGAGAACCUGACUGAAGCUUCAAGCAACACGAAGGAGACUAAAGGAGGAUUUUCUGGGAUGUUCAGGAGGACGCCGAAAAUUCUGGAGCCACAGGAGAGCGUGGACAUGGAGGCUCCACAGGGAGGAGGGCUGAGACGCAGGAGGACGAUCAAGAAGAAAAGACGAGUUGUGUCUUUCAGAAUCAAGAAAACUCUUCCUAAGAUGCCAAAGAUUUCACAGUCGUCAGAUAAGAUGCCCAUCAUCGGGGAGAUCGUGGAGAUGCAGGAGCUGAACUCGGAACCGGAGAGCACAGUGGAGGUCCAGCCUGCGGUGAUGGCAGCGUACCCGACAGAGGGCGACCCCCCUCAGCCCGAGCCGGAGAUCGAUGAACUGACAGAGUGGUGGAACACAGUGAAAGGUUGGGCCGAGUGGAGCGAGAUCGCUAACUUCCAGCCGGAGGAUGGAGAAAUGGCUCUGGAGCAGGCGGCCGAUCGUGUCUACAUGGCCGCUCGUCUCUUCGUGCGUCUCUUCAACAAGCGGGGGGGGUCCUUACAGGGACGCAUCCUGGAGCUCCUGUCCCUGGCCGACGCCGCCGAUGAGUUCCACAGGAAGACGGUGUCGGCGGCGGUGGGCGGCGGCGUGGCCAGCGUCUGCGGCAGCAUAGCCACGAUCACGGGGCUGAUUCUGGCUCCCUUCACAUUCGGCGCCUCCAUCAUCGUCACGGCGGUGGGGAUAGGCGUGGCCACGGCGGGCAGCAUCACCUCGGCCACGGCCAACAUCACGGACGCGGUUCACUCCAACACGGACCGAAAGAAGCUGGAGAAGAUGAUCAAGGACUACCAGGAGGAGAUCACAGACAUCAGGGAGUGCAUGGAGUUUGUGCAGGAAGGUAUGAACACCCUCGAGGAGUGGGACUUUGAAAAGUAUUCUCAGAGCGCUGCCAAAAAGGCGCUGAACCACAACAUCAAGCAUGUGAUGAAGGAGGGCGGCCGCGCUGGGAAGGCCUUGAUGAUCAACACCGACAAGCUCAUCAGCACCGUGCAGAUUCUGGGCGCGGCAGGCGGCGCCGCCAAAGCUGCCCAGGCCAUCAGCGUGACCACGGGGGUGAUGUCGGCCCUCUUCCUGGCUCUGGACGUGUUCUUCCUCGCCAAGGACUCCCGCGAGCUCCACAAAGGCGCCAAAACCAAAUUCGCCACCAAGAUCAGGGAGGUUUGUAAAGACCUCCAGGGCGGCCUCCUGGAGCUCAACAAGGUCAAGACGCAGCUUCAGAAAACCAUGGACGGCAUCGAGUUGGAGGAGUACGAGGAGAUCGAGGAGGUGGAGGUGGAGGUCGACGAAGAUUAUGAGUCGGAUCCGAAGAAGCUGGCCGAGCUGGAGCAGGAGCUGGACCUCAUGGAGGAGAAACUGGACAAGAAGUUCGAGGAGGUGCAGAAGGAAACUCUGCAAAGCCAGAAGGAGGAGAAGAGCGUGAAGAGAAAAGAGGAUCCAGAGAAUAAAGACCAAAAGGAGAAGAAUGAGGAGGAGACAGGGGAAGAUGACUCAAAGGAGGAGGGAAAGAAGGAAAGUGAGAUGGAAAAGGAUGAAGAAAACCAAACCGAGUCCAAAGUGGUGAAGCAACCUGAGAAGGAGAAGGAGAAGAAAAAUGAGAAAAUUGCCAAAGCAGCUAAAGAGGAAGUCUUAAAGGAAGAAUCUCAGAAAGGAAGAAAAAAAGACAAGGAAAUGGAAAACCGGAUAACGGCUGUGAAAGGGAUUUAUGAGACCAAGCGAGACAAGACAAAAGAAGAGAAACUGAAACGGGAGGAAGCUGAGAAGAGACCGGACGAUUCAAAACGAGAGGACCGGAGCGGAAAGACGAGUUCAGAGAGAGUCCGGGCGGAGAGAGAGAGUCAGAGAACAAAGAGCAGCAGAGAGGAGGAAAGAGGGAUGAGGCAAGAGGGGGAAACAGCGGGCAAAGAGAAGGAGGAGGAAAGUGGGAGCACGAGGAGGCACAGCAGCAGGAGCAAGCAGGAGGGAGAGAGACACAGUGAAUAUAAAACGAGAGAAACUGACAAGGAGAGAGGAAGCAGCAGCAGCAAGGACAUGGAGAGACUCGCCCGAAGAGAAAGUGACAGAACGGAGAGAUCGAGGAGGCCAGAGGAGGAGCGAGGGGUGAAAGACUGGAGGGCUGACAUGAGCAGAGAGGAGAGGAGAGGGAGCAAAGAAGGGAGGGAGAGAGGGACGAAACAAGAGGACCCGGGAAAGAGAGAGUCCCAGCGAAGCCACCAGAGGAGUCACCACAGGAGAGAGCAGGAGGAGAAGCGAGGGAGCCGGGUGGAGAGCGCGAGGAGGCAGUUUGAGAGAGCGGGGGGCGAGGGGGGGCAGCAGCAGCAGCAGCAGGAGGAGGAGGAGGAGGGGAGGAAGAGGAGAGAGGAUGGAGGGAGUCGGAGGAGGGACAGAGAGAAGAGGGGAAGUGAGAGAAUCAGAGAGGACGAACGAGCAUCCAGACCUGGAUCCGGAGCUCUGCUGGACGACGGACUCUAUAUUUAGUUUCAAUGGACGAGGACAAAAAUCAACACUUUAUUUAUUGUGAACAACUCAAACGACAAAGACGACAAAAAACUCAACUUGACUUAAACUUGUUUCUUAACAGAGGGAUUUAGAAACAUGAGAGAUUUCACCUGGAAGACACAGAUUUCACAGAUUUCUCAGCCACCGAACCAGAUUGGAAACUCCACCUCCUUGAUAAUGGAUUACACAGGAGGAACUUUCUUUCUACUGCACAAAAACUCUUAUUGAAUGUUGUUGAUGUUCUGCUGAUGAGUUUUACUUUGAAUAUAAUGUGUGGAUGUGGAACGAGAAGCUGCUCUUUACACUAAUACUUCACUCCUGUAGUCGUGGAGGAAGCAGAUGAAACAGGAAUCACUGUGUGGCCUUUUAAAGCUUCUGCUUUUAGAAUUUAGUUUAUGUUUAGAUAGUCAGUAAAUAUUCUAAAGUCAGACAUUUUCAAAAAUCGUUUAAAAAAGUUCAACAUCGUCUUCUUCUUUUUGUUUUUCACUGCUGAACCUCGAGUUGAUUUGUAUAAAACACUUUUUUGCCAAAACAUCUCUAGAGAAAUCAGAUUUCUUCAAAACUUUCUGACUUGAAAUGGUGUAAUUUGACAGCUCAGAGGCUCCUAGUGUUUUGUUUACUGCUCAUAAUGAUGAUUUACUAAUGUUGUGCAAUAAUAACACUUGUAAAAUGAAUGAAUUAUGAGUUCAAAUCUGUUGUUUCACAGUGUUUCACUCCAGCUGCUUCCUGCAGGAGCUCAUCUGGAGAACGGGUCUGGAUCCAGGUGCCAUGUCGCACUUUGUCCGUUUACACUACUGAGGUUUUAAUAUUUUCACUGUGUGUAUUUUUUUAUAUGGGUACUGAACAUUACGGUGCUGGUUUCUUAUUGAAUAAAUAAAUUAUUAGCCAUUGAAA